AUGCUGCAUCUACCCAAGAUCAUCCCAUUCGUAUUCGCUACCCUUGCGGUCACAUCCGCCCGAUCGGUAGUCAUCACGGCGGGGAACCCGAACGGAUUAUCGAUCGAGAAUGUCGGUCAUGCCACCGUUCUCAAGUUCAAUCAGCCUGCAAACACUCAAUUGUGGCAGUUGAUCGAACCUGCGCCACCAGCUGGCAAGCAAUGGGGAAACGGUGCUGGUACUUUCAUGAUUCACCAGAAAAUCGAUCCCAAAUCCAUCGUAUGCCAUCUCGAAGGGACACUCGGUGAGGGGCCCCUUGAUGUACAAUGGAACUUCGGUGACUGUACGGGAAACGCCGACGAGCCGGGCUGGGAAGUCAAACAGGGCUUGUUGUAUUCGUGA
Molecule: messenger RNA, 381 nt
Organism: Filobasidium floriforme
Lineage: Eukaryota; Fungi; Basidiomycota; Tremellomycetes; Filobasidiales; Filobasidiaceae
Exons: 3
Coding region: 1-381 (126 amino acids)
Source: RefSeq, a predicted model, not a curated record